AUGGGAACGAAGUCAGAUUCCAAAAUGUUUGCUACGGCCCCAGAGACCAAGAAUGUAAAGCGGGAGCACACGGAAGUAGACAAAGAGGUCUCUGAUCCUGCAAGGAAACCGCAUCUUGCCCUCAAAACAGGGCCAAUGGAAACACCGGAAGGGUCAUCUGGAUCCCGCAGCUGGGCCACGGUCGUGGCCAAUACACUUUGGCACAAGCNNAGCCAGCCGUGGUGA
Molecule: messenger RNA, 225 nt
Organism: Echinostoma caproni
Lineage: Eukaryota; Metazoa; Platyhelminthes; Trematoda; Plagiorchiida; Echinostomatidae
Source: the annotation of a GenBank genome assembly